This is a messenger RNA of Athene cunicularia (burrowing owl), 2067 nucleotides long. It is a transcript of the gene USP2, whose product is annotated as ubiquitin specific peptidase 2. The record is from RefSeq and is a predicted model, not a curated record. The transcript is spliced from 13 exons. The coding region runs from base 175 to 1947 and encodes 590 amino acids. Gene Ontology annotation, molecular function: cysteine-type deubiquitinase activity. NCBI's taxonomy places the organism in Eukaryota, Metazoa, Chordata, Aves, Strigiformes, Strigidae. Gene Ontology annotation, biological process: protein deubiquitination. Gene Ontology annotation, cellular component: cytoplasm.
GGAGCCACAUGAGCCACUGUCCUGCCGGGGAAGGGACACCAGGCACCUGGGGAGCCAAGUGCCAGCAACGCCAGGACAGAGGAGCUCGGCCGGGGUCCUGCCCGCUCCAGUGCCAGCCACAGCCCCAGGACAGUCAAUGCCUCCAAGAGAGCCCACUGAGUCCCAGCCUCCAGCAUGUCCCAGCUUUCCUCCACCCUGAAGCGGUACGUCGACUCAUCCCGCUACGCCGAGAGCACUUACAGCAAGGUGCCCAGCGGUUACAGCUCCUACACCUCCUAUGGAUCCACCUUGGCCACAUCCUAUGCGGACAGCGACAAAAUCGGCUUCAAAACCAGCUACCUGGCCUCCCCCCGGUACCAUCCCACGGGGCUGUCCCCAAGCAGUGGCUAUGACAGCAGCCGGCUGCCACUGUACCCCGAGUCCAGCAUCCGUCUGAGCCCCACGUACAUCCGCGCCCAGCCCCGGCCGCCUGGCAGUGGGCUGAGCGGAGGCGCGUGCUACACCUUCGCAGGGGCCCCCAGCAGCCCUCCCGGCUACCUACCUGCCACAGCGCCUCUCAGUCGUCACAAAUCCAUCAGCCACUCGGACCUGGCACGGGAGUUUUCGGGGCUGCACGCCUCGGACAGCGCCUACGCACCCACCGCCGGCCCCCUCAGCACCCGGGGCCGCCAGGAGCUCGGCACCCUGCAGGGUCUGUACCAUGCUGCCGCACGCUCCGACUACGUCCGUGGCUACCUGGAGAGCUACGGGAGGAAAAGCGGCCACAGCAGCCUCCCCACGGGCCCCCUCAGCCCCUCGCAGGCCACCCUUGGCUCUGCCCUGCCGCCCUCGGGCACCCGCUGUGCCAGCCAGCCCUGCGAGAGGAAUGAUGGCUACAGCGACGUGCCCGCCCGGGACCCCACGAGCUCCAAGGCAGUGCAGGGGUUGACCGGCCUGCGAAACCUCGGCAAUACGUGCUUCAUGAACUCCAUCCUGCAGUGCCUGAGCAACACCAAGGAGCUACGGGAUUACUGCCUGCAGAACCACUACCUGCGGGACCUCAACAACAACAGCCGCAUGCGCACCGCGCUCAUGUCAGAGUUUGCAAAGCUGAUCCAGCUCCUCUGGACCUCAUCCCCCAACGAUAGCGUGAGCCCCUCCGAGUUCAAAACGCAGAUCCAGAGAUAUGCCCCCCGCUUUGUCGGCUACAACCAGCAGGAUGCACAGGAGUUCCUGCGGUUCCUCCUCGACGGGCUGCACAGCGAGGUGAACCGUGUGCUGGUGCGGCCACGGGCCAGCACGGACACCCUGGACCACCUCCCCGAUGACGAGAAGAGCCGCCAGAUGUGGAGGAGGUACCAGGAGAGGGAGGACAGCCGCAUCGGCGACCUCUUUGUUGGGCAGCUGAAGAGUUCACUGACCUGCAGCGAGUGUGGCUACUGCUCCACAGCCUUCGACCCCUUCUGGGACCUGUCCCUGCCCAUCCCCAAGAAAGGCUACGGGGAGGUGACUCUCAUGGACUGCCUACGGCUCUUCACCAAAGAGGACGUGCUGGAUGGGGAUGAGAAACCGACAUGUUGUCGCUGCAAAGCCAGGACGAGGUGCACAAAGAAAUUUAGCAUCCAGAAGUUCCCCAAGAUUCUGGUGCUCCACCUGAAGCGCUUCUCAGAAGCCAGGAUACGAACGAGCAAGCUCACCACCUUUGUCAACUUUCAGCUGAAGGACCUGGACCUCCGGGAGUUCGCCUCACAGAGCUGCAACCACGCCGUUUACAACCUCUACGCCGUCUCCAACCACUCGGGCACCACCAUGGGGGGACACUACACGGCUUACUGCAAGAGCCCCGUCUCCAGCGAGUGGCACAGUUUCAACGACUCCCGUGUUACCCCGAUGUCAUCCAGCCACGUCCGCAGCAGUGAUGCCUACCUGCUCUUCUACGAGCUGGCCAGCCCGUCCUCUCGCAUGUAGCCAGCCCUGCCUCCCCGGGGACCCCCUGUGCCACCCCUCAGAGCCAGCCCCUCUGGGUUUCAGCCAUUUGCCCCCCAGGUGCAAGAGGGAGGUGAAGAGGAGAGACCUCGAGGUGACUGC